Molecule: messenger RNA, 2491 nt
Organism: Jatropha curcas
Lineage: Eukaryota; Viridiplantae; Streptophyta; Magnoliopsida; Malpighiales; Euphorbiaceae
Product: mechanosensitive ion channel protein 10
Biological process (GO): transmembrane transport; monoatomic anion transport; detection of mechanical stimulus
Cellular component (GO): plasma membrane
Molecular function (GO): mechanosensitive monoatomic ion channel activity
Source: RefSeq, a predicted model, not a curated record
UCCUCCUUCUUCUUCUUCAGGUCAUUCUCUGCACUCUAAUUCAGUGACAGUACUUAAAACAAUCUCCCAUUUCUCCAUCUAAAUCCUUAAAGUUUCCUCUUGAUCGAUCUUUCUCUCUCUCUCUCUUUCAUAAUUAAAGACUAUUCUUCAUGAAAGUCCAAAAUCAAGAAUUUCAAAAACCCAACACAGAUCAAGUAGUCCUUUUCAUGGACCAAACAAGCCCUAAACACAAACACUCACCACACCCAGACUCCAUUAACGAUCCUAUCCCACACUCUCCCAAAUCGCCCUGUCGUCUAAACUUCUCCAAACCCAAAUCUCGUUUCGCUGAAAUCAAAUACCAUCCGUCUUCAAAAGCCGUCCUUGAAACCCAAGAACUCGAUCCCUUAAAGCCUCAAGAAACCUCCACAGACGAAGAAGAAGACGAUGACGAUGACGACGAAGAAUGGUUCGAAAACAAAGAAGACGGUGAAGAACACAGAAAACAUAAAAGCAGAAGAAAAAGAAAGAUUCAUAAAAGGGCAGUGAUCGAGUCUAUAUUAUUUCUUAUAAUAAUGACUUGCUUAAUAUGUUCUUUAACUCUUGAAUCUUUCAAGAACAGAGUAAAAUGGGGUAUAGAGAUAUGGAAAUGGUGUUUACUGGUGUUAGUUUUAUUUUGCGGUCGUCUUGUUUCUUAUUGGGUUGUACGGUUUCUCGUUUUUCUAAUAGAAAGAAACUUUAUCCUUAGGGAGAAAGUAUUAUACUUCGUUUAUGGAUUACGUAAAAGCUUUCAAAACUGUGCAUGGCUUGCCUUAGCUUUACUUGCAUGGAUGCUUCUAUUUCAUGGUGUUCAUAAACAUAAUAAGGUUGUAAAGAAAGUUUUCCGGUUUCUUGUUGCGGUACUGAUCGGAGCUACUAUUUGGUUAUUAAAGAUCGUUCUCGUUAAGGUCCUUGCUUCGUCUUUUCACGUAGCUACUUUUUUUGAUCGAAUGAAAGAAAGUGUUUUUCACCAUUAUAUUCUUGAUUCUCUUUCUGGUCCUCCAUUAGAUGAGGAUGAAAGAGAAGCUCCUUAUGGCCAUAGAAGUCUUCGCCAUGCCAAGUCAUUGCCGGCGAGACUGAAGGAGAAGUCGGGUCCGAUUGGUUUGACUCCUUCGAGGUCCAAAAGGUUCGGUCCCGGAAAGAUAGAUAUUGAAAGAUUGAGAAAACUGAGUAUGCAGAGCAGACCAACUGCAUGGAGUGUGAAGAGAUUAGUGAAUUACAUAAAAUCAUCAGGGUUAUCCACGAUUUCGAGAACAUUAGAUGAUUUUGGUGAUGGAGAAUCGGAAAUUACUAGCGAAUGGGAGGCUCGAAGCUGUGCUCAAAGAAUUUUCAAGCAUGUUGCUAAGCCGGGUGCCAAGUACAUAGAUGAGGAAGAUCUGCUAAGGUUCUUAAAGAGUGAAGAGGUUCACACCAUAUUUCCUCUCUUUGAAGGAGCUGUUGAGACUGGAAAAAUCACAAAAUCCUCUUUCAGAAAUUGGGUGGUACAUGCUUAUGUUGAGAGAAAAGCAUUAGCCCAUUCUUUGAAUGAUACAAAAACUGCUGUUCAGCAACUUCACAAGCUAGCAAGCGCUAUAGUAACAGUAAUUAUAGUUGUAAUCUCUCUUUUAGUAAUGGGAUUAGCCACAACAAAGGUUAUCUUUGUAGUAACUUCUCAGUUACUACUUGUGGGUUUUAUGUUCCAAAAUACUUGCAAAACCAUGUUCGAAUCCAUCAUCUUUGUCUUCGUAAUGCACCCUUUUGAUGUCGGUGACCGUUGCGUUGUUGAUGAUGUUCAGAUGGUUGUGGAAGAAAUGAAUAUUUUAACUACUGUGUUUUUAAGGUAUGAUAUGGAGAAAAUAUAUUAUCCAAAUUCAGUUCUUUUGACGAAGCCUAUCAGCAAUUUCAGAAGAAGUCCAGACAUGGGUGAUGCUAUUGAUUUCACAGUUGAUGUCUCCACUACCGUUGAUGACUUUAAUGCUCUCAAGAAGGCUAUACAAACAUACAUAGAGAGCAAGCCAAAGCAUUGGAACCCAAAGCACACAUUGCUAGUGAGGGAGAUUGAGAAUAUGAACAAGAUGAAGCUGACUCUAUGCGUACUACACACAAUUAACCAUCAAAACUAUGGAGAAAAAAGCAUUAGAAGAUCAGAACUUGUGUUUGAACUAAAGAAGAUAUUUGAGAAUCUUGGUAUAAGAUACCAUCUCCUUCCACAAGAGAUACAUCUAACACAGUUCAAUAUGAGCAAUGCUAUAAUCGGAAGGAACUAAAUUAAUGAUGUUGCAAUCUAAUUAGUGGCUACUUAAUUACCGUUUAUGUAACGUACUUAAUUAUAAAAUGGGCUCCAUAUGCAGAUGUGACGUUAGUGAGUUGAGUUUAAGUUAUAUGAUUUUUUAAAUGAAUUUCAAAAUUAGGUAUUAAAAUCAUUUAAUUACAUGUAUAAAUGUAUUCGAACGAGCAUUAUUACGAAUUUACAAUUCUUUCUCGGCAUUGAAAA